AUGUCGUCGCUCUCUCGCCGUGCCUGCUACAAAUGUGGCAAUGUUGGCCACUACGCCGAGGUUUGCUCUUCAGCUGAGCGCCUCUGCUACAAUUGCAAGCAGCCUGGACACGAGUCGAACCAGUGCCCUCUCCCCCGGACGACUGAGGCCAAGCAGUGCUACCACUGUCAAGGACUGGGUCACGUUCAGGCCGACUGCCCAACCCUGCGGUUGAGCGGUGCCGGUGCGGGUCGGUGCUACAACUGUGGGCAGCCUGGCCACUUGGCUCGUGCUUGCCCUAACCCCGCGGGCGUUGGUAUGGGCCGUGGAGGCCCCGUCGGCCGGGGUGGUUUCGGUGGUUACGGCCGUGGCGGGUAUGGUGGAGGUCCCCGCCCUGCCACAUGCUACAAGUGCGGUGGUCCCAACCACUUCGCUCGCGACUGUCAGGCACAGGCCAUGAAGUGUUACGCUUGUGGCAAGCUCGGUCACAUCUCCCGGGACUGCCCUGCUCCCAACGGAGGCCCUCUCAGCACUGCCGGCAAGACUUGCUACCAGUGCGGCGAGGCCGGCCACAUCUCGAGGGACUGCCCUAGCAAGCAGACCAAUGUGGAGGUUAACACUGCGGAGGUUGAUUUGGCCGCUGCCGGGAUCCCGGCUCCUGUCCCUGCACCUAUCGCCCCGGCAGCUUGA
Molecule: messenger RNA, 669 nt
Organism: Diaporthe citri
Lineage: Eukaryota; Fungi; Ascomycota; Sordariomycetes; Diaporthales; Diaporthaceae
Exons: 2
Coding region: 1-669 (222 amino acids)
Biological process (GO): positive regulation of cytoplasmic translation
Cellular component (GO): cytoplasm
Molecular function (GO): zinc ion binding; mRNA binding; single-stranded RNA binding
Source: RefSeq, a predicted model, not a curated record